Messenger RNA from Heteronotia binoei (common prickly gecko), 7724 nucleotides. It is a transcript of the gene MYO6, whose product is annotated as myosin VI. The transcript has 35 exons. NCBI's taxonomy places the organism in Eukaryota, Metazoa, Chordata, Lepidosauria, Squamata, Gekkonidae. The record is from RefSeq and is a predicted model, not a curated record. Gene Ontology annotation, cellular component: ruffle; endocytic vesicle; myosin complex. Gene Ontology annotation, molecular function: ATP binding; microfilament motor activity; actin filament binding. Gene Ontology annotation, biological process: endocytosis; inner ear auditory receptor cell differentiation; inner ear morphogenesis. Bases 153 to 4010 code for a protein of 1285 amino acids.
GUGACGUCAGGGGAAGCUCCGCCCAGUCCCGGCCGGACUCGGCUCCCGGGAACGCUUGGGUCAGCGAGAGCAGCGCAGCGCCCGGGCCGAGUCGGCAUCAGCUGGGGACGGAGUUCGGCGUCUGCGACGACAGCAGGAAAUAGUUCCUCAAAAUGGAGGAUGGGAAGCCUGUUUGGGCUCCACACCCAACCGAUGGGUUUCAGAUGGGAAUUAUUGUGGAUAUUGGUCCUGACUGCUUAACAAUUGAGCCUUUAACUCAAAAAGGCAAGACGUUUCUGGCUGCUAUCAACCAAGUAUUUCCUGCAGAGGAAGACAGCAAGAAGGAUGUGGAGGAUAACUGUUCUCUAAUGUAUUUAAAUGAAGCCACACUCUUACAUAAUAUAAAAGUUCGAUACAGUAAAGACAGAAUUUAUACGUAUGUCGCCAAUAUCCUGAUAGCAGUGAAUCCUUACUUUGACAUACCUAAACUUUAUUCUUCAGAUGCUAUUAAAAAAUACCAAGGGCGGUCACUUGGGACAUUACCACCUCAUGUCUAUGCUAUUGCUGAUAAAGCAUUUCGUGACAUGAAAGUGCUCAAGAUGAGUCAGUCAAUCAUUGUGUCUGGAGAAUCGGGAGCGGGCAAGACAGAAAACACUAAAUUUGUUUUACGGUAUUUGACUGAAUCCUAUGGAAGUGGGCAGGAUAUUGAUGACAGAAUUGUAGAAGCCAAUCCACUUUUAGAAGCUUUUGGAAAUGCAAAGACCGUUCGUAACAACAAUAGCAGUCGCUUUGGAAAAUUUGUAGAAAUUCAUUUCAAUGAAAAGAAUUCAGUGGUUGGUGGGUUUGUGUCACAUUACCUGCUGGAGAAAUCCAGGAUCUGUGUUCAAGGCAAAGAGGAGAGGAACUACCAUAUAUUCUACAGGCUUUGUGCUGGAGCCCCUGAAGAUAUAAGAGAGAAAUUGUAUUUAAGCUCACCAGAUAAUUUUAGAUAUUUAAAUCGUGGCUGCACUCGAUACUUUGCUACCAAAGAAACAGAUAAGCAGAUUUUGCAGAAUCGCAAAAGUCCUGAGUACUUGAAGUCAGGCUCUUUGAAGGAUCCUCUGCUAGAUGACCAUGGAGAUUUUAUCCGAAUGUGCACUGCAAUGAAGAAGAUUGGUUUGGAUGAUGAAGAGAAACUGGAUCUCUUCCGAGUAGUUGCUGGUGUCCUACACCUUGGAAAUAUUGAUUUUGAAGAAGCCGGGAGCACCUCUGGUGGUUGUACACUGAAGAACAGAUCUACUCAGUCGUUAGAAUGCUGUGCUGAAUUGCUCGGCUUGGACCAGGAUGAUCUGCGGGUCAGUUUAACCACCAGAGUCAUGCUAACAACAGCAGGGGGCACCAAAGGAACAGUUAUAAAAGUGCCCUUGAAAGUAGAACAGGCCAACAAUGCACGUGAUGCCUUGGCAAAAACGGUGUACAGUCAUCUUUUUGACCAUGUGGUGAAUAGGGUAAAUCAAUGUUUUCCUUUUGAGACGUCAUCCUUUUUUAUUGGCGUCCUGGAUAUUGCAGGCUUUGAAUAUUUUGAACACAACAGCUUUGAACAAUUUUGCAUUAACUACUGUAAUGAGAAGCUGCAGCAGUUCUUUAAUGAAAGGAUUCUCAAAGAGGAGCAAGAACUUUACCAGAAAGAAGGUUUAGGCGUCAACGAAGUACAUUAUGUAGAUAAUCAAGACUGUAUAGAUUUGAUUGAAGCAAAAUUAAUUGGUGUUCUUGAUAUCCUGGAUGAAGAAAAUCGCCUUCCCCAACCGAGUGAUCAACACUUCACUUCUAUGGUACACCAGAAACACAAAGAUCACUUCAGACUCUCAGUACCUAGGAAGUCUAAACUGGCUGUUCACAGAAACGUCCGAGAUGAUGAGGGCUUCAUAAUCAGACAUUUUGCAGGAGCAGUAUGCUAUGAGACAACUCAGUUUGUAGAAAAAAACAACGAUGCUCUGCACAUGUCCCUUGAAUCUCUUAUAUGUGAAUCCAAAGAUAAAUUCGUCCGUCAGCUUUUUGAAUCCAACACUAACAACAACAAAGACGCUAAACAAAAAGCAGGAAAACUUAGUUUCAUCAGCGUGGGAAAUAAAUUCAAGACUCAGCUAAACCUGCUGCUGGAAAAGCUCCGCAGUACUGGAUCUAGCUUUAUUCGCUGCAUCAAGCCUAAUUUAAAGAUGACAAGCCAUCAUUUUGAAGGUGCCCAGAUUCUGUCCCAACUCCAGUGUUCAGGCAUGGUGUCUGUGUUGGACUUGAUGCAAGGUGGUUUCCCAUCAAGAGCUUCAUUCCAUGAGUUGUAUAAUAUGUAUAAAAAAUACAUGCCUGCAAAACUGACCCGAUUGGAUCCUAGACUCUUCUGCAAGGCACUCUUCAAAGCCCUUGGUUUAAAUGAAAAUGAUUACAAAUUUGGAUUAACCAAAGUGUUUUUUAGGCCUGGCAAGUUUGCAGAGUUCGAUCAAAUAAUGAAGUCUGAUCCAGAUCAUCUCGCUGAGUUGAUUACACGAGUUAAUCACUGGCUAAUUUGCAGUCGUUGGAAGAAGGUUCAGUGGUGCGCUCUCUCUGUUAUUAAACUGAAAAACAAAAUAAAGUACAGAGCUGGUGCCUGCAUUAAAAUCCAGAAGACGAUUCGCAUGUGGCUAUGCAAGAGAAAGCAUAAACCACGCAUCGAUGGCCUAAUAAAGGUUCGCACACUGAAGAAGAGGCUUGAUAGAUUCAAUGAAGUAGUAAGCGCUUUGAAAGAGGGGAAAGCGGAGGUGAACCAGCAGAUCAAGGAUCUUGAAACGUCUAUUGAUGCCUUGAUGUCCAAGAUUAAGGCCACAGUAAUGCCUAGAGAACAGAUACAGAAGGAGUAUGAUUCCCUAGUUAAAAGCUCCGAACAGCUUCUGAGUGCAUUACAAAAAAAGAAACAGCAGCAAGAGGAGGCUGAAAGGCUUCAGCGCAUCCAGGAGGAAAUGGAAAGGGAGAGAAAGAGACGCGAGGAAGAGGAGCAGCGUCGAAAGAAGGAAGAGGAAGAAAGGCGACUGAAAUAUGAGAUAGAAGCAAAGAGAAAACAAGAGGAGGAAGAGAGGAAGAAAAGGGAAGAGGAAGAAAGACGGAUCCAGGCUGAAGUUGAGGCACAGCUGGCACGGGAACGCGAAGAAGCAAGCCAGCAACAGGCAGUGCUGGAGCAAGAGCGGAGAGAUCAUGAGCUCGCAAUGAGGAUUGCGCAGAGUGAAUCGGAACUCAUCACAGAUGAAUCUCAGCUAGAUCCAGGAUUACGCAGAGACCAUGGGAAAAGCUGUCAAAUGACUGCAGAACAAAUGGCCAGUGAAAUGUCAAACAUUUUAUCUAGGGGACCUUCAGUUCAAGCCACCAAAGCUGCAGCUGGCAUUAAAAAACAUGACCUCAGCAAAUGGAAGUAUGCGGAGUUACGUGAUACAAUCAAUACUUCUUGUGAUAUUGAACUACUGGCAGCUUGCAGAGAAGAGUUUCACCGGCGGCUAAAAGUUUACCAUGCUUGGAAAUCCAAGAAUAAGAAGCGCAAUGCAGAUGCAGAACAGCGAGCUCCCAAAUCAGUUACUGACUAUGAUUUUGCACCAUUUUUGAACAACUCAACUCAACAGAAUCCAACAAGUCAACUAUCUGCCAAACAGCAGGAGAUUGAAAUGAACCGGCAGCAGCGUUACUUCCGCAUUCCUUUCAUCCGUCCAGCGGACCAGUACAAAGAUCCCCAGAACAAGAAGAAAGGUUGGUGGUAUGCACAUUUUGAUGGACCAUGGAUUGCUCGGCAAAUGGAACUCCAUCCUGAUAAACCACCCAUCUUGCUAGUGGCUGGCAAGGAUGACAUGGAGAUGUGUGAGCUCAAUCUCGAAGAGACAGGCUUGACUCGCAAACGUGGUGCCGAAAUUUUACCAAGGCAAUUUGAAGAGAUCUGGGAGCGCUGUGGGGGCAUCCAGUACCUUCAGAAUGCAAUUGAGAGUAAACAAGCUCGGCCUACUUACGCAACUGCCAUGCUGCAGAACUUGUUGAAAUAAAGUGGUCACUUUGCACUGCUCGCAAAUGGCAGUUGAGAGCUCCUCCUACCUUAAUAAUAAAGGGAAGGGUUCCUCUGAGCAAUAGAGGACACUUAAAAUAGACAGAUAUUUAAUAUAAACAGGUUUUAUUAAUCAUGACGGUUUUUAAUUGUACUUCUGAAGCUUUUGUGUAGUGAAUUCAUUAGUUCUGUUGCUGUAAGCAAGUGUUUCGGUCACAUACAUGGUUUGCUUUUUGUCCAUAUGCUGAUUUUUCCAUGUAGUGUCUGUCAUAACACUAAGAGUACUAUCAUGUAAAGUAACACACUACCAGAUCUAAGCACAUGCUAUCAUAAACCACAUUUUGACUUCAUGUCAUAACAUACUUCCUUUUGACAGGAAGUUAAUAUCUGGAAAGUUAGUUUUAUUAGGAUAGUGUAGCAAAAAAAUAACACUGCAUCUUACAACUGGAAUUGUGAGGCCUUAACUUUAACUUCUUUUGUGGAGAAGUUGAAGCAAACUUUUAUAAGAUGAAAGACACGACGUGCUGAUUUUUGGAAGCUGCUUGAUACAUAUAUACCUUUUGGGCAAUGCAUUAUUGGGAAAUGUGUCUCAAGUAGAAUGCAGAUUUCACCACACUCUUGGGGAUCAGGAUGUGUGAGUUUGUAGUACUUUAGCAUUGGAGGCAUUGAAACAUUUGAAUUAAUAUUUAAGCAUUUCUUGUUGGUAUAUUUCCCCUCUUUAAACUUUCCUUUUUUACAACAUUAAUUUGUCGAGGCAAUUCAUUUUUAUUUUUCUGCACAAAAUUCUUGGAAAUGCUGUCUCAGUUUCUCCAAGUAAAAUUAAUUUAGAUACUAUUUUACAAAUAUUACCCAAAGUACAUCUCUAGCUCCUCUGAGGAUUGAAAGCAUAAGGGAAAAGUGUUCUGUUUUCCAAGGCUUCAGAGCCUGACUAGAAUUGUAUAGGCUGAAUUCAGUAGUUCCUUUUCUACUUCAAUCCGAUGCACAUAGAUUAGAUGGCUUCCGUCAGAAUUUUUCAAACCAUUGAUAAGUGGUGCAGCACUGAAACAUCUAAUUACAAACCUAUGGUGCUUCAAAUAGUUUAAUUUCAUAAAGUUAAAGUGAGCAAACUUUCUCUUCUAAUCUUAGAGACUCUUUUAGUAACUAAUCUCUCAACUUCAGGCUUUGUGGGUUUCUUUCUCCUUUUUUGUCACAAUACCCUUGAUGGUAAUUAAAAUUCUUAUGUAUAGGGAUUUCUUGUAUCACACAGAUUUAAGUUGCCUUUACUGAUAAAGCUGGAUAGCCCCAAUGCUGGCGAGCAUCAACAGAUUAAGUCCUUGCUGUUAUCUCUGUGUUAGGAGCUCUGGGGAAACAAUUCGGGGGGGGGGGGGGGAGAACGGGGGGGGGGUCACUUUGGAGAAGUGAACAACAGUGUUCAUUAUUAUAUUUGAAAGUGUAAUUACUUUCCUGGGCUCUAAAUAUUUAAAACUUCAGAUAAAUUUUCUCUAGUCACUGUUAUUGCUGCUUUAUGGCAGAACCAAUUCAUUGGCAAAGCUAUUCCCCACACUUUAGUAACUCUAAAUAGAGUGGCUGGCCUCCCCUGUGACUGUCAGAGGUUUUUGUUUGUUUUUGAGGGAGAGCGUUGAGAGAGGAACAGCUGGGAUAGCAUGUAAAUGCUGAAUGUAUUUUUAGGCUUGUAGUCUUAUUAGAGAUGAGAACUGAUGAGCAUGCCAGAAAGGUAACCAGUUCUAGCACAUGGCCUAGGAAAUCAGUCCACAGUUCCAAAAUUGUUGGCAGAUGGUCACCAUCAUGUGUAAGGCUUCACUCAAGCACUCACCCCCCUCCCCCACACAAGAUUUAAUUGACACUGCCAAAUAUGACAAUACCAACUGAGGUCCAACAUGCACUUUUGAUCCAGCAAUAGGAACCAUGGCUUAGGUGCAAAGAAUGUCUUCCCCAUUGUGCAGUGCAUUCUGUACCAGAUGGCAGGGUAUAACUGUGUUAAUAUAAUUUGUAAAUAACUAAAGGUACUUCUGCUUUAUUAAGUUGUAGGCUCUAAUGUACACCCAUUUUGUCACUGUUGUAAUCCCCCAUGCAACACAGCUAUCAUUCUGAAAGAUCUCCUAACCCUUGGGAGUGGGGUUUUUGAGAUGUGAGCUGGAUGCUGCAGAGGGAAGAGAGUGGGAAAGUGUGUUUCUCAACCAGAAUUCCCUUUAUGGAUCUUAAAAUGCAGGCCAAUCUGCAGAACCCUUCUUGUUUGGGGUUCUAGCGUGUUUCUUCUUUCAGUGCUUUUGCAUAUAUGAUACUUGGUACAGAGGUAAACUGUGCCCAGAAGUUUACUUCUGCAUCUGGAGAAUCAUUAUCCUUAUUAGAUCAUGAAGAUAAAAUAUGAUUUGAGUGUCCUAAUAAAUCAAAUCCUCAAGCUCCUAUGUAAUAGGUUAUGUGUGAGAGAUGCUAGUUUAAUAAUGAAACCACAGGCUUCACAUAUUUCUCUAAUACUUAACACUGUCUCUUUUGUUUGGUUGCAUUUUUCUUGCCUUAUUUGUUACAAUUAAUGACCCCACAUAUUGUUAAAACAUUGGAGAUGUUAGCCCCAACUGAGCUUUUAAGGCAAUGAAGAACGGAUUCAGUGUUACCAUGUGAGAUUUUUCCACCUCUCCCAAUUCCCUAUUUAGAUAAAAUGAAAAUGCAUUUUGAAUGAACAAAAUUCUCCAUAUAUUAAUUGUGAUCUGAUGUUUUCUGUGUCAUCCUCAUCUGGUAUGUUGGACAAAGUAUGCAUAGGGACCAUCUCUUACAGUCAAACAGUACCUCUGUCAGAGAUGGUGGACCUGUAUAGAAAUUUUAGAAUGGAUCCUGAGAUCUGGGAAUGGCACCUCCUUCUGCUACAGCUUAAAGUGUGGCAAGGUGGGGCUCAUAAAUGCAAGGCAAUACUGUGCUGAAGUGUUUGGGGGGGGGGGAAUCUGUGGAAUUCAGGGACUUUUCCUUGUGCAAGUAGAAAUGCUUCACUCGUACAGCAAGGCUUUUGGACAUAAUACUGUUUCUUUUUCCUAAUUAACAUCCUUUCUGGCCAUUACUUGUGUGUUUAAAAGGGAUAGGCUAUGGUUUAUAUAUGUGUGAAGCAUUCAAAAUUGGUUUGUACUUGAGUGUAUUGAACCUGUGUACAAAAUAUCUUUUAGAAAGUAAUCUUUAAAUCCAACACCAAAUAAUGUCUGGUAUUACCUCGGAAAUAGUUGGAUUGGUGAAUGCCACACUUUCAUCCCCACAUGAACUGGCAUGACACAUCAACAUGAGAAAAUUAAUAGAGAACAGUCAUUUAUUUCUAAAAGAAAAUGUCCUGAGUUUUCUGUUGCAGAUAGAAGUUAUCUCUUGCUUUCCCAUUACUUGUGUUUCGUGUAAAUGCCCCAGUAUCAGCUAAAGUAUACAUGCACAAAUGUCACUUGAUCGCCCUUGGACAUCCUGUGUUUCAGGAAUUCUUCCUAUGGCAUUUGACCUGUGAUAGCUCUUUUACAUGUGCAGGUUGCAGUUGUGGGGUGAUGAAUAUGCUGUCAUAGGAUGUAAUGAUCCUAGUCAGCCAGACCUCUGCACAACAUAAUACCAUUUACAUUCCACUGGGAAGCUGCUUAUCUUCUGUAGUUCGCUGUUUUAUCUUUGCUAUUUUCCAUUAAAAUAUAGCAAGAACAUUAUCAAAUGACCUUAAUUAUGUACUGAAUAUUGCAGCAAAAUAAAUAGUUUCUUGAUC